AUGAUCGGUUCGUCACUUCUCUUCGUUCAUGACGCUACUGGACAAGCGAACAUUUGGAUGAUUGACUUCGGAAAGUCAGUACUCCUCCCGCCAGGUGUAAAAGUUAACCACCGGUCCUCUUGGCUCCAAGGUAAUCAUGAAGAUGGUUAUCUCUUUGGGCUUGAUGCACUCAUAAAUGUAUUCGAAGAGCUUGUAAUGGUCAAUGGGUUUAAGACUCCUUAA
Messenger RNA from Protopolystoma xenopodis, 222 nucleotides. NCBI's taxonomy places the organism in Eukaryota, Metazoa, Platyhelminthes, Monogenea, Polystomatidea, Polystomatidae. The record is from the annotation of a GenBank genome assembly.